UUUGCUCACACCUCCAACAGAAGAAAGAUAAAUCUUCAAGCUCUACACAAUGAAAGGUGCUCCUUCUCUCUCGGUAUCUUUUCUCCUCUUGGCUUUGGCCUCCUCGCUCGCCUCGGCCUUUGAUCCUAGCCCUCUUCAGGACUUCUGCGUCGCCAUCGAUGAACUCAAGGAUGGUGUGUUUGUGAAUGGAAAGUUUUGCAAGGACCCAAAGCUCGUAAAUGCAAAUGAUUUCUUCUUAUCUGGUCUCAACAAGCCAGGAAACACCUCAAAUGCUGUUGGUUCUAAUGUCACUGCUGUUAGUGUCAAUGAACUACCAGGACUUAACACCCUCGGCAUAGCCUUGGUUCGCAUUGACUAUGCACCGCACGGUGGCCUAAACCCACCUCACACUCACCCUCGUGGCAUUGAAAUCCUUGUAGUCAUUGAAGGAACACUUUAUGUUGGAUUUGUAAUCUCCAAUGCGGAUGGUAAUCGCCUUUUCGCCAUAGUCCUAAACCUAGGAGAUGUUUUUGUGUUUCCGAUCAGUAUGAUUCACUUUCAACUCAAUAUUGGGAAGACAAAUGCAGUGGCUUUUGCAGGAUUGAGCAGCCAAAAUUUUGGUGUCAUUACAAUUGCAAAUGCAGUAUUUGGUUCCAAACCACCAAUUAAUCUUGAAGUUCUAACCAAAGCGUUUCAACUAGACAAGAACAUUGUGGAGUAUCUUCAGAAACUGUUCUAGACCAGCAACUAUGAAUAUGAUAUGGUUGUUUACAAAUAAUGAGGCUGCUUGUUUGCCUUUGUCAAUGUUUGGUUCAAUAGAACCAAUUUCCGUUAUGUAAUGUUUUAAACAUUUGAUAUAUAUGUACUUGAAAUAAUUAAUUAAGGGUUUGCUAUGGUUAAGCUUUCUUUA
Tripterygium wilfordii is the source of this 889-nucleotide messenger RNA. RefSeq names its product germin-like protein subfamily 1 member 16. Gene Ontology annotation, cellular component: cell wall. Lineage: Eukaryota; Viridiplantae; Streptophyta; Magnoliopsida; Celastrales; Celastraceae. The transcript is spliced from 2 exons. Gene Ontology annotation, molecular function: manganese ion binding. The record is from RefSeq and is a predicted model, not a curated record. The coding region runs from base 50 to 718 and encodes 222 amino acids.